Messenger RNA from Paramisgurnus dabryanus, 2631 nucleotides. It is a transcript of the gene katnb1, whose product is annotated as katanin p80 (WD repeat containing) subunit B 1. Gene Ontology annotation, biological process: microtubule depolymerization; microtubule severing. The record is from RefSeq and is a predicted model, not a curated record. Gene Ontology annotation, cellular component: katanin complex. NCBI's taxonomy places the organism in Eukaryota, Metazoa, Chordata, Actinopteri, Cypriniformes, Cobitidae. Gene Ontology annotation, molecular function: microtubule binding.
CGCACAAUGUGUUGAACGCAUUCAUUUCAUUAUGUGAACAUUAUUUGUUUGUGCCGAUCUGAUAUAUGAAGAAGCAUAGACAUUUCUUUAACAUCUCCGUAAAGCAGCGAAGUGCCGUCAUGUGAGUCCCCAUUUGACCCUGACUGAUCGUCAUCGACACGACAAAGAUGGACAUUGAGGAUAAACUAUUAUCAUUAUAUGACUAACAUGUUGAUGUAUUGGUGAAAUGAGCAAAGUGAGUUGACUUAAAACACAGUCAUCACAAUGGCUCUUACCAACACCACGAUUACAUCAUGGAAAUUGCAGGAGAUCUUGGCACACUCCAGCAAUGUGUCCUCGCUGGUGUUGGGAAAAUCGUCAGGUCGUCUGCUGGCAACGGGUGGCGAGGACUGCAGAGUCAAUAUCUGGGCAGUCAGCAAACCCAACUGCAUUAUGAGUUUGACCGGCCACACCAGUCCUGUGGAGUGCAUACAGUUUAACAGCUCUGAAGAGCGUGUGGUUGCGGGCUCUCAGUCUGGCUCCCUGCGGCUUUGGGAUUUGGAGGCUGCUAAAAUACUACGCACUUUGAUGGGCCACAAGGCCAAUAUAAGCAGUCUGGAUUUUCACCCUAUGGGUGAAUACUUGGCGUCUGGGUCUGUGGAUAGUAAUAUUAAGCUGUGGGACGUGAGAAGGAAAGGAUGUGUGUUUCGAUAUAAGGGUCAUACGCAGGCUGUGCGCUGUCUAGCCUUCAGUCCUGAUGGGAAAUGGCUUGCUUCUGCCAGUGAUGAUGGCACAAUAAAGCUGUGGGACCUUAUAGCAGGCAAGAUGAUCACAGAAUUCACAUCACACACAUCUGCAGUCAAUGUUGUGCAGUUCCACCCCAAUGAGUACCUGCUUGCUUCUGGGAGUGCUGAUCGGAGCGUUAAGCUGUGGGACCUGGAGAAGUUUAACGUGAUCGGCUCAUCUGAAGGCGAGACGGGAGCUGUUAGAAGUAUAUUGUUUAAUCCCGAUGGCAGCUGCCUGUACAGCGGUUCUGAGAACACACUACGAGUAUACGGUUGGGAGCCGGACCGCUGCUUUGAUGUGGUGCAUGUAGGCUGGGGCAAAGUGGCAGAUCUGGCCAUCAGCAAUAACCAAAUGAUUGCAGUGUCUUAUAGUCAAAAUAACGUGAGCUGGUAUAUUGUGGAUCUGAACCGAGUGAAGAAGUCAGGAUCUGUGAUUCAAGGGCUGAUCCAGGACAAGCCGAUUCCAGCACCCACAUCUGGACUGGGAACUACACUACGCAGAAAUUAUGAUCGACCCACUACAUCCUGCACUGGACAGGAGAUGAAGCAGAAUUCAGAGUCAGAUCGCCGUAGUCCAGAAGGAGAGAGGAGAAGUCCCAGCAGUGAAGAUGAGAAAGAUGAAAAAGAAAGCAGUGCCGAAAUCACCAACCCUGAGGAUUAUAAAGAGAUCUUCCAGCCCAAGAGUGUCAUCUCACGGACGCCUCCAAAACAGACAGAACCUUUCCCAGCACCCCUGGAGCAUUCUUUCUCUGAAAGUGUAUUGGAGAAACCCGGCCCAGCAGUCAAGAUUGUAACUCCAGUUAUAGACAGAGCAGGGCAGUUAAAAGCGCCGAUUAUCUCCUCUACCCCUGUGCAAAGAGUGGAACCAACCGUGAUCUCAGCUGCACGGCAGGUGCCUGUAGUGACCACAUCGGUGCCCUCACCUUCUCGUCCUGUGGUUACUACCACCAAACCUAAACCACCUUCUACAGGAAUCAUCCUUUCAACACGCAAUGAGCCCAUUGGCCUUAAUGCAGGGGACUUCCUUUCUCAUGCACGAAACAGUAAAGCCAGCGUGAUGGGAGAUGAAGAGGCAUUAGCACAGAUCAGGAAAGGGCAUGACACCAUGUGCGUAAUGCUGACCAGUCGUUACAAAAACCUGUAUACAGUACGCUCAGUCUGGACCAGUGGAGAUGUAAAGACUUCCCUGGAUUCUGCUGUUUCUAUGAAUGACCUCUCUAUUGUGGUAGACAUCCUCAAUAUAGUUAACCUUAAACCAUCUCUAUGGAAAUUGGACCUUUGCACUUCUAUCCUACCACAAAUUGAGGAAUUGCUGCAGAGCAAAUAUGAAAGUUAUGUGCAGACUGGUUGUACUUCUUUGAAGUUGAUCCUCAAGCGUUUUUGGCCACUGAUCUCAGACACACUGACUGCCCCUCCUUCUGUAGGGGUGGACAUUACUCGAGAGGAGAGGCAUCAGAAAUGUAAAGCCUGCUAUAAGCAGCUAAAAAACCUUAGUAAUGUAGUGAAGAAUCGGGCGGAGCAGGUUGGUCGUCAUGGCAGCACCUUUAAAGAGCUUCAACUACUCAUGGCCCCACUGGACUACUGACACAAAUGCAUUUGUACUUUAUCUCCAACACAAAGCUGAAGCACAAAGUCAGCAAGUGUCCAUAAUGGGUGAAACGCUGAGCUCCACGACUGCACUUGAAUGAACAGACAAUUUGCCUAGCACGUAAAUAUAUGUGUGCGCUCACAGACAAACACACUUUAAAAGUGAAGUAUUGAUGUAGGGUUUUGACUUAUUUUCCUUUAUAGUGGCUGAAAGUUGAUUUCUUUGUCAACACAUUUCCCUUAACACUUUCAACAAUAAAGUCAGACUUUUCAUAUGAAA